Xiphophorus hellerii (green swordtail) is the source of this 2247-nucleotide messenger RNA. It is a transcript of the gene mcama, whose product is annotated as melanoma cell adhesion molecule a. NCBI's taxonomy places the organism in Eukaryota, Metazoa, Chordata, Actinopteri, Cyprinodontiformes, Poeciliidae. Gene Ontology annotation, molecular function: laminin receptor activity. The coding region runs from base 286 to 2067 and encodes 593 amino acids. The record is from RefSeq and is a predicted model, not a curated record. The transcript is spliced from 17 exons. Gene Ontology annotation, cellular component: plasma membrane.
UUGUGUUUGGACUGAGUAGGAGAGAGGAGCAACGAGAAGACAUGGCUUUCCUACGAGGAGCGUUUCUGCCGCUGUUUCUUCAUAUCUUCCUGCUGAACCGGAGCGAGGGUUAAUUGGCGUGGUCAGCUGGGGACAGGAUCUAGGUUUGAUCCAGGACUCCCUGUCGGGAUUAUUUCUCCUAGCUGGCCAGGGAACGUCUGGGAAUGUCACAGAGGGAAGAACGUGGUAGUGGAAACAGGGAUUUUGUUUUAGGCAUAAUGUUUGUGGGGCAAAGUGGAGCUGACUAUGAAUGACAACCUGGAGGUGUACCUCGGUGACCCGGCCGAGAUCCCCUGCCAUUACAGCUUCACUGGUGUGAACGAAGAGCCCAGCUUCGUCAUAAUCCAGUGGUUUGUGAGGUCUGCAGGAAAUGGCUCACGGAUGCGGAUCUUCUACAGUGACGUCAACCAGCAGAUAGUCGACAACAACACAGACUACAGCGGCCGCAUCGAGGUGACCUCAGACCAGAGAGGAAACACACUCCUGAUCCAAAACGUCCAGCUCUCUGACGAGAAGGAGUUCUUCUGCCAGGUCAACGGGCAGGAGGCUGGCAAUGCCGAACGCAAGACUCACCUCAGGAUUUUUGCUCCUCCAGAGGCUCCAGAAAUUGAAGGCGUCCCUAAUGGGAUUUCUGUGACCAACACGAUGCCAUCUAAGGUGGCAUCAUGUGAGGUUCGAAAUGGAUUUCCUAAACCCAACAUCACUUGGUACAAGGAUAGCGAGCCACUGGUGCCUAAAGUAGGACAGGUAAACGUGAUCAUCCUGGUGACCCGGGAGUUCAGAGGCUUCUACUCUGUGCAGAGCACCCUGGAGUACAGGACACUGAAGGAGGACAAGGACUCCCAUUUCUCCUGUGAGGUCAGCUUCUCUGUCCCGGGAGCCAUCAGGACGAGGAUGUCCCAAAGCAUCAACGUCACCGUUCACUACCCCACCACCAUGAUGGAGCUGUGGAAGGAUUCGCCGCAGGGCUUGGUCAAAGAGGGGGAUACCGUAGAGCUGCGUUGCCAGGGUGAUGGCAACCCCCCGCCGAUCUACAUUUUCAGCAAGGAACAAGAGCCGGAUGCGCCGUUGGAGAGCAGAGGUGAUGUCCUGAUCCUGCCGUCCGUGACCCGGAAAGACAGCGGCAUCUACCAGUGCCGGGUGCUGGACACUGCUGGACAAACAGAGGUCAAAGAAGAGGUCACGCUCACGGUGCAUUAUUUGGACCCGGCUGUUGUGGUUCCAAAAGAUUUGGAGUAUAUGGAUAAAGGUGAAAAUCUGGUGGCAUCGUGCAACGCCCUGUCCUCUCUGAAAACCGUAACCAUCUGGUACAAGGAAGGGAAGCAGGUGGGUUACGGCAACACGCUGCACCUGAACGACGCCACCUACGAGAUGAGCGGACAGUACGUUUGCGAGGUGACCGUUCCCUCCUUGCCCUCCCUGCACACCAACGGCUCUGUUCACAUCAUCGUUCAAGGCGGGCCUCAGCUGGCCGGCGUGGAGGACGAGAUCCAGCUGGAGGAAGUGGCCGGCCGCACACUGAACCUGAGCUGUGAGGCCCGCGGUCAUCCACUGCCCAGCAUCACCUGGAGCAUUACAGGCAGCCAGAACUGGCAAGAAGUGAUGAGCAAAGCAAACGACCACAUGACUCACAGCAUGGUGUCGGUCAAGAUCAACUCGGACGUUAGCGCCGUUUGUAACGCGUCCAACAACCAGGGCACUGAGGUCAAGGUCUUCAGCAUCAAAGCCAUUCCCAGGGUCACCCGCACCGCUCCCUUCUCUCCCGUUGAAGGCAGCGGGGUGAUCAUAGUGGUGAUCAUACUGUGUUUGCUGCUUCUCGCCUUCCUGGGAAGCGUCGUCUACUUCCUGCAUAAGAAGGGAAAGAUCCCCUGUGGACGUUCAGGAAAGCAGGAGAUCACCAAAGAGAAGCCCACCAAAGACGACAUCGUUGUGGAGAUGAAGAACAGUCCAAAGAAUGAGGACGCUGUGCUGCUGAAAGCCGUGAACGGAGAGAAGAAGGGUCCCAAUGACCAGGUAACUGUCGUGUAAACAUCCUGAAGGUCGUGCGGAGCCGCAGCGGGUCGCAGUAUCCGGACGGAGGCUCUGGAGCGGAGGAGACCCGGGACACUGACCUCCUCUCUGUCUGGACGCUCCCUCCCUCUUCCUCUCUUCAUUUUUUGUUCUCAGCAGUAUUCAGCAGGUUCUCCCAGGAUCACACACACACACACA